AUGGCCAAAUCUGAACCUCGGGAAAGAAACUAUGACAACAUGGUAAAAAUGCUGGAGGACCUGAACAGGGAUUUAGAAAAACUUCUGGAAGAAAUGGAGAAACUAUCAGUGCAGGCAACCUGGAUGGCAUAUGAUAUGGUGGUUAUGCGUACCAACCCAGACUUGGCCAACUCCAUGAGGCGACUGGAAGAUGCAUUCCUGAACUGCAAAGAAGAGAUGGAAAAGAACUGGCAAGAGAUGCUGAAGGAAACUAAAGGCACUGAACAAAAACAGGAAUAA
Emys orbicularis (European pond turtle) is the source of this 279-nucleotide messenger RNA. It is a transcript of the gene SYCE3, whose product is annotated as synaptonemal complex central element protein 3. Bases 1 to 279 code for a protein of 92 amino acids. The record is from RefSeq and is a predicted model, not a curated record. Lineage: Eukaryota; Metazoa; Chordata; Testudines; Emydidae. Gene Ontology annotation, cellular component: central element. Gene Ontology annotation, biological process: synaptonemal complex assembly; reciprocal meiotic recombination; spermatogenesis. The transcript is spliced from 2 exons.